AUGGCGGAAUCAGUUCCUUCGCGGACCCGGUCCUUGGGGAUUGUUCACGUCCAGCCUACCGGCCAUGCUACGACUAGAGCUGGAGGUGACGCCGGAACCGCAGAGUCCGGCCAGACCCCUACAUCUCCAGCGCAUGUACGACGGAGAGCGACGACUCUGGUGUCGCCCAGAGCAGCAGCGCCGGCCAUGAAAGAUUACUUGUCAGAAGGAACAAGUCUGCGCCUACGAAGGACUACAACUAGUCGCCGUAGUGGUGAAGCUGUACGCAGUCUCACCCAUCGAACCAGUCUAGCUGAGCGGACUCAGGGGAACUUCACAAUGGCCGGACCAGACGAAACUUCCCAGUUACAUUUGACCCAUCAACCGUUUAUUCAACCCGGCUAUACCGAACUCAACCCAGCUUAUGAUCAACCGGCCAAUGCCAAGCCAGUCUGGAGUUUGGCAAAGCCUUUGCCACGUGUGGUUCGACCUGGCAUGGUGCCUACCAAGGAGGAAUUGCUGCAGAACCGUGCAAAUCCGCAGCUGCCGGCAGAGAAUUCACAAAAUAUCGGAAUAGAUGUUGAUCCCAAUGAUCUCGAAAAGGGCCAAAUACCCAAAACGGCUGACCCGCGGAAAAUGGCAGCGCAGGUCACAGAUGCCCGUGUACAGCGAGAAACCAACUUCAUAAAUACCAUUCUAAAUGGUGACACAGCAUCCGUGGGACCAUCUUCACGUAUAUCUCGCCAAUCAUCAGGUCGUGCACGACGUCCUUCGAAAUGGGAAGUUCCAGUUGAAGAACUCCCUCCGGUCGAGGAACAUGAAUCUCAAAAGGAUCAUGAUGUGGAAAGCCGAACGGACGUAAGUGACGAAUCUUUGCAUUCUUUGCGACCUCCACCGGAAGAGUCGGGACAGGAACCUCAUCCAGAUGUGAAACCAGGAGACGAAGCGGGGAUCGAAUUCCCGGCUCUCGAAGACACAGUGUAUCCGGAAGAUCUACACCCGUUGUUGCAAAGCCUGGUGGAAGAAGAGAUCCACAACAACCACACAGUAUGGUCAGUCAUUCGGACACACCACCGUGAAGCACUAGCGGAAUCCUUGGGUGUUUUUGUGCAACUUACACUCGGGUUUUGCGGUGAUCUUGCUGUUACCUUGGCUGCUUCAGGAAACCCUAAUACGACAGAUUGGUUAUGGGGUUUCGCGACGAUGGCUGCCAUCUACAUUUGUGGUGGUAUUUCUGGUGCCCACCUGAAUCCCGCCAUUACGAUAAUGCUGUGGUUCUAUCGGGGGUUUCCGAAGCGUAAGAUGCCAGAGUACUUUUUGGCGCAAUUUGUUGGUGCCUUUUGCGCUGCACUCGUUUCUUACGGCGUCUACUACCGUGCGAUUAAGAAUUACACCGGUCCAGAAUUAGACGUCGUCAAUAGCCUCGUAACCAGUCAGCGCGAAGAUUUUGUCGACGCAGCGACGGCCUUUUUCAACGAGUUUCUAGGCAUGGCCAUACUGUCAAUCAUCAUCCUCGCGCUCGGCGACGACCAGAACGCACCGCCAGGCGGAGGUAUGAACGCGCUCAUCAUCGGUCUCGUCAUUGUCUGUAUGGAUAUGUGCUUUGCCUUUCAAACAGGGGCAGCAUUCAAUGCAAGCCGUGACUUUGGUCCACGAUUGGCUCUUCUUGCGUUAGGUUACGGUAGUCAACUAUUUACGAAUUCAUACUGGUUCUACGGGCCAUUUGCGGCAUCUGUAACGGGAUCUUUCCUGGGGGCUUUCCUAUACGAUUUUAUGAUCUUUACAGGAGGAGAGUCGCCUGUUAAUUAUCCUUUGGACCGGACGAAACGUUCCUUGAAAAAGAGUCGUGCCAAGUGGUCACGGAGACUUCAUCUCACUCCGAAAGAAGCGAAAAAAGGAGCGAAUCAGUAGGCUCGCUAUCACAUCUUGAAGUUCAACUUAUCUUAUAUUGAGGAACCCAGCGAGUUGCUUUGCAUCUUCUCGGCCACGGGGCCUCCCUUUUUCACUGUCCAAUUUCAUUAUAGAGCUACUGCCUGUAUAUCUGAGAUUCUUUUAUGUGCAUACACUCAAGCAAGCGCUGCAUUUUGACGAAUGACACGAAUUGAAGAUAGAAUAGUUAAAUGAUACUAUA
This is a messenger RNA of Talaromyces stipitatus ATCC 10500, 2110 nucleotides long. RefSeq names its product aquaglyceroporin, putative. Bases 1 to 1890 code for a protein of 629 amino acids. NCBI's taxonomy places the organism in Eukaryota, Fungi, Ascomycota, Eurotiomycetes, Eurotiales, Trichocomaceae. Gene Ontology annotation, biological process: water transport; glycerol transmembrane transport. Gene Ontology annotation, molecular function: glycerol channel activity; water channel activity. The record is from RefSeq and is a predicted model, not a curated record. The transcript is spliced from 2 exons. Gene Ontology annotation, cellular component: plasma membrane.